This is a messenger RNA of Hyphopichia burtonii NRRL Y-1933, 1746 nucleotides long. RefSeq names its product amino acid transporter. Gene Ontology annotation, cellular component: membrane. Lineage: Eukaryota; Fungi; Ascomycota; Pichiomycetes; Serinales; Debaryomycetaceae. The record is from RefSeq and is a predicted model, not a curated record. Gene Ontology annotation, molecular function: L-amino acid transmembrane transporter activity. Bases 1 to 1746 code for a protein of 581 amino acids. The transcript has a single exon. Gene Ontology annotation, biological process: amino acid transmembrane transport.
AUGUCUAGAGCUAAAAAAAUUUUAAACCCAUUCUUUGGUGGUGAUAUUGAAGAAAUCAAUUUUGAUUCACAAAGUCAUGAAGCUGGAGAAUAUUCAAUCAAACAAAAUGCAAAAGGUGCUCCUGUGGAGAAAGUAAAUCCUCUUGGUUAUAACCUUGAUUAUGUUACAGCAUUUUACAUGGUUCUUCAAGGUAUGAUUGGUACUGGUAUUUUUGCAACUCCUGGUAGUGUUGUUAAAUCCAUGGGAAGUAUUGGCUCAACGUAUGUUUUAUGGGUGAGUGGGUUUUUCAUUAUGAUUAUGGAGCUUUCGGUAUACAUUGAGUACUUAACCUAUUUCAGAUUAAGAAAUGGUGCCGAUGUAGCAUUUUUGGAGCAGGCUUAUCCAAAACCCGAUUUUAUGAUUCCAACCACUUACGCAGCCGUGUCGGUUUGCUUGAGCUAUUUAAACUCAAGUUCGAUAGCGUUUGGGACUUACAUUCUUCUGGCAAGUGGAGUUAAUGCGAGUGCUUGGGCAGAGAGGGGUGUUGGUAUAGCCAUUUUGACAUUCACUUGUAUUUUGGCUGCAGUGAGUAGCAAAUUAUCUUUAAAGUUAUCUAACUUUCUAGGAUUUGUUAAAUUAGUGUUUAUGCUUUUCAUUGUUAUUAGUGGACUUGUUGUAUUAGGUGGUGGUUCAAAAGUAAAAGAUCCACAUUCAAUCUUUAAAAAUCCAUGGGAGGGAACCACAACUAAUGGAAAUGCUAUUAGUAGUGCUAUUUUAAAAGUCUCCUUUUCUUAUGGUGGUACUCAGUAUUGUAUCAUGUUGGCUGGUGAAGCAGACCCAAGGAAAAGCAAAAACUUAUUCCGUUUUUUCAUACCUGCUGUUGUCUUUUUUGUAUGUAUACUUUAUAUUUUAGUUAUCACUUCCUACUAUGCUGGUAUAGGAUCAGUGAAAGAAAUCUCUGAUGCUGGUACUUUGAUUUCUUCGGUAUAUUUUUCAAAGGUUUUUGGUACUUCAGCAGCUCAAAAAGCUCUUGAUGUCUUGGUUGCCCUCGCUGCUCUUGGUCACCUACUUGCUUCGGUUGUUGGACAAUCCCGUGUGUUGAGAGAAUGUGGUAGACAAGGUGUUUUGCCUUACUCUAAACUAUGGACCUCUACAAAACCAUGGGGUACACCCAUAUUACCCAUCAUUGUUAUGUGGGUUGUUAAUGUUAUAGUUAGUCUUGCUCCUCCUCCGGGUGAUGCUUUCAACUUCGUUGUUGAUAUGGGUUCUUACUCUGGUUAUAUCUUUAAAAUUCUUUUGGUUGUUGGGCUUCUUCUUGUUAGAAAGCAAAGGGAAAAGGCAGGUUUAGGAUUUGUUGGUUGGAAAGUUCCAUUACCAGUUUUAGUACUUGUUAUUUUAUACGAAAUUUUCGUUUUCGCUAUGGCUUUCGUUCCACCAGCAGAUGGAACUUUAAAUGGAUCAGAUGUUUCCUUUUUCUAUUGUGCUUAUGCUUUGACCACAAUUGGUAUUAUUUGCUUGUGUCUUUUCUACUACUAUGUUUGGGCAAAAGUUUUACCGAAGCUCUAUAACUAUGAACAUAGGGUUUCACUCUAUUCUUUAGAGAAUGGAGAACAAGGACAUACUGUGGUUAAAGUUAAUAAGCAAGACUUGGAAAGAUGGGAUGCAGAACAUUAUGAAAAUGGAAAAUUGAUAGACACAGAUGAUGCAAGCUCUGUGGAGAACAUUACUGUGUCUCUUGGUGAUAAUAACAAGCAUUUCAAACUCUGA